Molecule: messenger RNA, 372 nt
Organism: Blastomyces dermatitidis ER-3
Lineage: Eukaryota; Fungi; Ascomycota; Eurotiomycetes; Onygenales; Ajellomycetaceae
Exons: 1
Coding region: 1-372 (123 amino acids)
Source: RefSeq, a predicted model, not a curated record
AUGACAUACCUCAAGAAAACGGAGCCACCACAUGCUGUGUUCUAUGCAGGUUGUGUGCAGAUGCUUGCUGUUGCCAUCCGGCAAGGCGCGAUGUUCUCCUUACAUGCGGGUUGCAGUGAAGUUCAAAGGCGUCUGGAGAAAUCCCAGGAAGUGGUCCCAAGCUCCAGGCUUUGUGGAACGAUGGCGACCGAGAACGAGAAGAUUUGGACGUUUGUCGAUGCGUUGAUGGCCGUGGUGGUCCUGGUGGUCCUGGUGUUCGUCCUUGGUAGGAUUGUAACGGUGGUGACACUGGUUGGUUUGGCGCUAUCGAAGUUGGUGGCGCGUCUAAGAAAUAGUCAACUGGUCAACCCGGCAAAAAGAAAUCAUAACUAA